AUGCCUCAACACCCCGCCAACACUCCCCCUCCGCCUCGUCCACCGCGAAGACACCCAAUCCGUUCAUCCACGACACCGCCGAUUCUCCCAGCCGACCCACUCGCACCGACUCUGACCACUUCGCCCGAACAACUCGACCACGACCGCGCAGGACCCGACUCGCCUCGGAGCGACACCUCUGCGCCGUUCUCAAUCCGGUCAUCGCACCUGCGCGCGAAUCGAUCUGCCACGCUUUCUCCGGCCGCGUUGGGAGGCGUCUCACCGCCGCAAGACCUGUUUGCGCUCGCUUCGGCUGCGCAACGAGCAGAGGGAGAAGAGUUGUUCGGGCCUUCGCCUGCUUUGACCGCGCGGUCUCUCCCACGCGGUGAGGAUGGUGAGGCGGAGGGGCGCAGGAGGUUGAGGGAGAAGUAUGCGGUUGGGAGGGACGGGGACGAGAAGUUGCAGAGGUUGCUGGAGGGGGUUUGGGGCGGGUACGGAGGGGCGACUGGCUACGCGAACGGACAUGCCGCAGCGGCAGACGCCUUCUUCCCGCCGCCAACUUCGCCUCCCCUUCGUCCGCCGCCGGAAGAGUCGCCUCCGUUCGACGAGAUCGACAGCAUCGACUCACCGCUGUCGUCCGCAGCGUCGAGACGCUCAGAACGUCGCAAGCAGCGCGAAGCGAUCCUCUCGCCUGUCCUUUCCGCGUUUCCUCCUACGGCGCAGCAGUCACCUCCGCAUCGGCAGGGGUCAUAUCCCCCUCUACCGGCCUACUCGUCACCUUCUCCUCCCCUCUCGCCCGUCGGGGCCCUACGCUCCCGCUCGCCUUGCCCUCCUCCCGCCUCUCCUCCCUCGGCACCAGCCGACCGCACCCUCACGCCUAUGCCCACUCCUCCGGAUGCCUCUCUCCCCUCCUUCCCGGAUCCCUCCCACUCCCGCCCAGCACUCUAUCGCACCCUGCACUACUCCUACCUGCCCUCCCGUACCGCUCGUCGAACCUUGCGCGGUCCGACGGUCGAUGAGCCGUUGAGCGAGUACGAGAAGGAGUGGGUGGAGAAUACAGGACGGGUGAGGGACGAUGGGGGUUUGGUGGAUUGGUGGGGGAAUCAGGUGGGCGAGAGAGGAGAUUGGGGACGAACGGUGCUGAGUCCCAUCGUCACCGAAACGGAGCCGACGCACUCAUCACCCGAGAUUUCGCCUCCCUCGUCAAUCGUCUCCUCUUCGCGCUACGUCGUCCGUCGAGACCUGCACGAAGGGGCGUAUCAGCCUCUUGUUGUUCCGCUUGCGAACGAGAGGGAGGUCGACGGAGGGAGCGGGAGUGGGAGUAGUAGCGAGAGGACAAGGGUUGCAGGAGGAGGGGCGAUGCCGUUCGUGCCUUCGCCGCUCUCGCGCCAGACGAAGCCGAGUGUUGGAAGCGGUGAUGCGACUGAGCUCCCGAGGUCGCCGCGGUCCUCGCACACUCCGAAUGUGCCGGCCAACUCGCCUUUUCCGACUGUAACGAGGAGGAGCCCCUCCAUGCCGCCCGCUCGCGAAGGUAACACUCCUCACACCGUCUCUCCUCUCCCCGAGUCGCCGCAUAGCUUCGCGUACCACUCCCUCUCGACCAUCCCCAGCACCCGCGCCAUUCCCUCCACAACCUCCCUCGACCCCGCUUCUUCCUCGCACUCACCUCGGUUCUCCUCGACAACCCCAACGUCCGCGACGAGGGAGCGCGAGAGACAUGGAGGGGACUUGCCGCCGUUCCCGUCUCCGAGGGACUUUGAGGGCGUCGAUGUUGCGAGUCCGGAUUUGCGCUCAGUCUUAGGUCCCGAAGAUGAGGGGAUUGAGACGCCGCAGGCGGAGAGUAGGGGUUCGAGAACGGACUCGACGACGAGGGUCAGUCAUGCGGCGACGUGCGAGACGAGGUCGCGGACAAGUCGGAGUCGCCGGCACUCGAUGACGGGCGGGUCGAGCGUGACGGAGAUGCCUUCUCCGCCGCCGCCAUCCCGCCUUUCCACCGCCCCAGAGUCGACGAAUCGCCCUCGUCGCGCCUCGUCGCAUGACCGCACAGCAAGUCUCGCGAGGUCGCCCUCAACCAACCUCGCCUCGCCGCCUCCUCCGUCGCGUGUCUCUCCAACGACCGAGACUUCAAGCCGUUCUGGUCAGAUCCCGUCUCACAGCAGGUCAGCCAGUCAGCCAAGCGUGACGUCUCACACGAUCGACAUCCCUUCUCCUCCGCCGCCUUCCCGCCUCGCCUCAACUCCCGACGAGUCAACUCGCCGCGCCUCAACGAGCGACCAGCCGACUUCGAGGCGCAGCACUUCGCAUUCGGUCGACCUGCCGUCUCCGCCUCCUCCGUCUCGCUUGUCGACCGCGGCAGACAGCUCGACUCGAUUUCAAAGCUCGUCGUCGCGAGAUGCUGGAGUCAGGCCCGGCGCUUCCGCCUCGGCGGCGCUCUCGGUCGACGAGAAUACACCUCGCACGUCGUCUCACAGGCGCUCGUCGAGCGCUUCGCCGAACAAGUCGCAAAACACGGUUGCCGUCCCGCUCAAUCCGCUCGGGAGCGCUACGCCAAGCCGCGAAGGAGUCUCCGACUCGCUUCGAAGCAGAGAUGACAGCAUCUCGCGCUGGGCGCGGGAGGUCGCAACGCCGUCUCCGUCAAAAGCGUCUCGUCGCAGCGGGCAACCUUCCGAUCUUGCCGACCUGACCGCCUCAACGACGACAACUUCGACCGCUCCAGCUAUCCCGGGACAAGCGCCGAGCAGCGAGUCCGCGCCGCCUUCGCCGACACGCAGCAAGUCUCGCAGCGUUACCAGCCCGCUCUCCUCCAGCCGCUCGCCGACGACGCCGCUCUCGCUCGACUAUAUGCCCACUCUGUCGAGGUCGCCUGCUCAAAGCCCGCCUUCCACACCGCCAUCGGGUACUGAGACGCCUCGAGCCGAGCAGCCUUCCACGCAGGAGACGUCUGAAGCGUUGCGCACGCUCACUACGUCACCGAGCAAGUUGGCCACGAGCAGGCGUACCCGUUCGCUCUCAGUCAGUAGCGGGCGGAGCAUGGACGACGUAGCGCGCUGGGCGAGACAGACUACAACUGCGACGGCCAGCUCGUUCGGCGGGGGCAAAUCAACAACUUCGACGACAAGGUCGCCUCGCUCGCCGCCAACCAGUCCGCCUCCAACUACUCCGCCGACCGUGACAGACGGCGACAUUGCGAAGGACCGCUCGCCUGUCUCUGCGUCGACUCGCUCGCCAACUCGCAGGUCCAAGACGACGAGCUUGACUCGCGAUGCCAGCAGGCCCACGGUGACGAGUAGCUCCGUUGGACCCGACCUGAGCGGCCACGGCAAUCUCUCGCUCGACUCGUUGUCGAGCUCGUCGAGGCCGACCACGAUCAGGGUGCCGACUUCUGCACCUCCUCCUUCCACCGACAUUUACCUCGAGCCGGCUCCGGCAGGCCCCUCCUCGAGCCGUCUCGCGUCGACUUCCGCCUCUACAUACACUGCUCCGCCUCUCCCCGAAACGCUUUCGCCCUCCUUCGCAGCGGACAUUCUAACUCCCGCACCCUCAUCCGCCUCAUUCCCCUCUCCUUCAGCUUCUGAAGUCGACAGCGGCUCGACACCACCGACGCCACCAAGCACCGCGCGUCGCUUCGUCAAGCCGCUGCGCCCCGGUCCUUUCCCCGUCCCAGUCCUCACGGAAGAAGAGCGUGCGGCGAGGCGGGCGUUCCGCAAGACUGGGAGGAGUAAGGAGUACGAUCUGCCGUGCGAGAAGACGAAGAUGAACAUGCGCAGGAGGGCGUGGGAGGAGAUGCAGAAGUUCGAGAAAGAGAAGCUUCGCCUCCUUCAAUUGCUCGGGGACGCAGAGCUCGGCCGACAAGAUGUUCCCAUCGUCAACGCUCUCGCUCACCUUCAUCUCGGCGCAGCCGUUGCGUCCGCUCGUCGCGAAGGGGUCCACUUUCUGCAGCAAUCCCUCGUUCUCGACGAGACGCAGCCGGACAUCGCGCACCUUCUCGCUGCCGAGCUUGAGGACGAAGACCUCGACGAAUCUCUGCACUGGCAUCGCCACGCACUGCAGUUGCAGCCCGACAAUCCCGAGUACCUUCUCUCGCUCGGCCUCGCCUUGACCCGCCUCCCCGACUACCCGUCCGCGACAAACGCCUUCCUCGACCUCUCAAACACCUUCCUGAACAUGCCUUACGAAGCCAUCGGGCUGUACGAGCUGGGCCGCGCGUACGAGGCGACGGACGAGCCUGGACCUGCGAGGGAGGGGUACGAGGCCGCGCUCGACUGCCUCGCCAGAUUGCGCCUCAUUGACCCAGCUCUUCGAAUGGGCGCGAGGUGGUCUGGCCUAGACGCGAUCGAGGAAACAGUGCUCGGCGGUUUGAGGCGGUUGGGCGGCGUAAGGAGUGUAGGCGGCUCGCUGCGAGACCAUGGGUCACCGGCACCCACCAAUGCGCGCUCGUUCGCCUCGCCGGCAACACUUCGCCGUCCUGCUUCUCCCAGCACUUCCCAUCGCAACACCCCUCUUCCCUUCGACGACGCCAUACAUUCGCCUCGUAUGCCGACCAAGCGCUCGCCGCCAAAGCCUCCGUCCUCAAUCGAUAGCCCGCCACCGUCUCGCAACGUAACGCCGUCGCUCCACGAGGUCGUCCCGCCGCCCUCUCGCUCACCUCUGCACCACAAGCGCAGGCGCAAAGUCGACCCUGCCACAGCUCGCACGCUUGAUGCGAUCACUGCUGGUCUCAAGGAGAUGGCGAGGUCCGGCGGCGCUGCUAAGCUUGCCGAGUCAAGUCGUCUUCUCGCCGAUGAGGUCGACUUGGCGUACCAGCGCAUGCGGGACCAAGCGGAAACCGAGUCGCAGCUCGAAGACGACCUCCUUCAUUCGAUCGAGGCACUCGACCGCGAGCUGCACGCUCUGCCAGACAAGCUGGUCGCUACUGCGCGUCUCGCCGCCGCAAGACCUCCCGGCGUCCCUCCUCCGCCCGGAACCGUCGACCCUCUCCACUCCGCCCUCCGAAAGCUCGAAAAGGCCCGUCGGUUGGCCAAGUAG
Molecule: messenger RNA, 5004 nt
Organism: Rhodotorula toruloides NP11
Lineage: Eukaryota; Fungi; Basidiomycota; Microbotryomycetes; Sporidiobolales; Sporidiobolaceae
Product: tetratricopeptide repeat containing protein
Exons: 9
Coding region: 1-5004 (1667 amino acids)
Molecular function (GO): protein binding
Source: RefSeq, a predicted model, not a curated record